Molecule: messenger RNA, 375 nt
Organism: Heterostelium album PN500
Lineage: Eukaryota; Evosea; Eumycetozoa; Acytosteliales; Acytosteliaceae
Gene: rps17
Product: 40S ribosomal protein S17
Exons: 3
Coding region: 1-375 (124 amino acids)
Biological process (GO): translation
Cellular component (GO): ribosome
Molecular function (GO): structural constituent of ribosome
Source: RefSeq, a predicted model, not a curated record
AUGGGACGUGUUAGAACCAAGACCGUAAAGAGAGCCUCAAAGAUCCUCAUUGAAAAGUACUACCCAAGACUUACCAAUGAUUUCGACACCAACAAGCGUACCUGUGAUGAGGUUGCUCAAAUUCCAUCAAAGAGAUUGAGAAACAAGAUCGCUGGUUUCGUCACUCACUUGAUGAGACGUAUCGAGAGAGGUCCAGUUCGUGGUAUCUCCUACAAAUUGCAAGAAGAAGAGAGAGAGAGACGUGACAACUACGUCCCAUCUACCUCUGCCAUCAAGACUGAGAAGAUCCAUAUCGACGAAGAUGUCCAUGAGAUGCUCAAGUCUACUCUUGGUAACUUCUCUUCCAUGACCCGUAUUCACGAUCUAUCUAAAUAA